AUGGAGGGUAGCAAUCAUGGGCAUAAGCCGUUGGAGGAAAGUGUAACGCCGGGGACAGAAGAUAAAUCACCACCGGUACGUGGAAUUGGCUUGCGGGUGACGAACAUAGAGGGCAACAAUCUGUUUCCUAGGCGGGGCAUGUAUUCAACUAACAAUAACUCGGUUAUUGAUGGAUUAUUCGAAAUAUCUAAACCUGUGGAAAUUAAGACUGGUGCGGCAUGUGAAGGAAGCUUUAUGGCGGCAACGAAGGUUUCCCAUGCAAACCCUAGUGUGAUGGCUGAUAAGGGUUUGAUGAGUAAUGCAAACCCUAGUGGGACGGCUGAUAAGGGCUCUAUGGAUGCUGGUAUUUCAACAAAACCCUUAUCAUAUGCGGAAUCGGUCGUAGCUGAAAGCUUGAGAAAGGUAAAUUUUCGGAAACUGACCACUAUUGAUAAGCACGAUGGUUGUGAUGUGUUGUUGCCUAGGGAUUCAAUAAGAGUAGCGAAAGACAAAAUGGCAAACACGUUGUAUGGCUAUUUUUUGGGGGAUAUAGUAGCAUACCCAGUUGUGGAAUACUUUGUUCGGAACAAUUGGAAAAGAUUUGGGUUGCAAAAGUCAAUGAUGAACGCAAACGGUUUUUUCUUUUUCAAGUUUGGUGAUCAAACGGGUAUGAUGAAUGCACUUAAUGAGGGUCCAUGGAUUAUUCGGUCACAACUGUUGUUCUUGGAAGUUUGGUCUCCUUCGGUUAAGCUUGAGAAGAAAGAAGUAAAAAAGGUUCAAGUUUGGGUCAAGAUUCAUGAAGUCCCUAUUGUGGCUUACACGGAGGAUGGUCUAAGCUUAAUUGCAUUAGCUAUAGGGGAGCCGAAGGCGUUAGAUUCUUUUACGACAGCUAUGUGUGUUGAUAUGUGGGGACGUAGCAGCUACGCUCGUGCUCUAAUUGAAAUAUCGGCUGAUAAUGAUUUCAAGGAGGAGUUGGUCAUUGCGGUUCCGUGUAUGGAUGGGGAUGGUUUUGCUAAGGAGAAGGUUUAUGUAGAAUAUGAAUGGAUCCCCCAUAGGUGUAGUCGGUGUUGUGCUUUUGGUCAUAAUGAUGAUGCUUGUCCGAGGCAGGUGGCUCGUCUAACUACGGGUGGGAAUAAGGGUUCUAAACAAAAGGAAGCUAAUCAAGGUUUGGGUCCGAAAAAGGCAAGGUUUACUGAUUCGGAUGGUUUUACGGAUGUGGAUUCUAGAAAAGUGGCAAAACGGACCGGCUUUCCAGUGAAUAAACAAAAACAAAAGUUUGAGUAUAGACCAGUGGCGCCUAAACCUGAGUCCACUAAAACGGGAGGUGGUGUGAAGAUUCAACCGAAAUCAGCGAGUAAUGUUGCUUUGCAUAACAAGUUUGAUGCUCUUAUGAAUGAUGAAGGGGAAUCGAGUAAAACAAGGAUGGAAGGUGAUAUGGGUCAAGAGGAGUCGGAUGAUGAGGUAGUGGAAGUGUACAACGAAACAAAUGAAUUUAUUAGAGACGUUAAUCUUGGUACCAAUCUUAAAAAAGGGGCAAGCACUCCUGGUUCAGUGGUUUUAAAUGGGACUCGCAUAAUCCUCGGAUGGGAUCCGGCUGUAGUGGAAGUUAUGGUUCUCUUUCAAGCGACUCAAGUGAUGCAUCUUCAGGUUGUUUUUAAACUCGAUAGGAGAAUGAUUUUUUGUUCGGUUGUAUAUGCAGCAAACUAUUAUAUUUCACGUAGGGAGUUAUGGAACCAACUCAGAAUGCAUAAAGCGCUGGUCAAUAAUGCCCCGUGGGUUAUAAUGGGAGACUUUAACUCGGCUCUUAAUUUAGAAGACAAGUCUUUUGGCAUUUCUAAUGUUUCUCCAGGUAUGCGUGAUUUCAAGGAAUGUGUGGAGGAUAUCGAAAUGUUUGAUGUUAAACGAGUGGGUAUGCAUUUCACGUGGAACCAAAAGCCGAAGAAUGGUGUGGGUUUGUUAAAGAAAAUUGAUCGUGUCUUGGGUAAUACUCCGUUUGUGUCUGCUUAUCCGGAAUCGGUUGCUGUCUUUCAACCCUAUGGAGUCUCGGAUCAUAGUCCUUGCAUUUUGAAAUUUCCUAAAGUGGCCAAACCCAAGCCAAGACCAUUUAAAUUCGCUAAUUUCUUAGUGUUCAAACCGAAUUUUUUGGAUAUUGUCAAAAAGGAAUGGGAAACGACAGUUACUGGUGUGUACCAGUUUCAGGUUAUGAAAAAGCUUCGCUUGCUGAAAUCUCCUCUUAGAUCUCUUUUGUUUGCGCAAGGUAACUUGCAUAAAAAAGUGGUGGACCUUCGUGGAAAGCUUGAAAAUGUGCAAAAGGCGAUUGAUCAGGACCCGAUUAAUGAGGAGCUUACGAUUGAAGAAACAAGAGUGUUGUGUGAUUUCCAAGAAGCUUGUCUUGAUGAAGAAAGAUUUCUGAAGCAAAAGUCUAAAGUGGAAUGGCUUCGAGCGGGUGAUUCCAAUUCAGCUUACUUCCACAUGUCUCUUAAGAGCAAGAAUCAUCGAAGCCGCAUAGAUGUUAUAUCUGAUGCAAAUGGUACAACUUAUGAGGGUGCUGAAGUUCCUGAUGCUCUAGUAAAUCAUUAUGCAAAUUUUUUGGGUUGUCAAGGUCAGACCUCUCUUGAUCCGUCUCCUAAAUUGUUUACUAGGAAGCUAGAUACGGUAGUAGCUAACAAUAUGGUUCGGCGUGUUACUAUUGAUGAAAUAAAGUCGGCUAUGUAUGCUAUUGGAAAUGAUAAAGCUCAAGGACCAGACGGGUUUACGGCUGCUUUCUUUAAGCAUGCUUGGAACAUAGUGGGUAAUGAUAUUUCGAAUGCGGUCCUAGAUUUUUUCAAUACGGGGAAGCUUUUAAAACAACUCAACCACACCCUCCUUGCACUGAUCCCAAAGGUUACGACGCCUACGAGAGUGACUGACUAUCGCCCGAUCUCUUGUUGUAACGUCCUGUAUAAAUGCAUUAGUAAGGUGUUGGUUGAUCGUAUAAAAGAUGCUUUAAGUGGGAUAGUUAGUAUUAAUCAGUCUGCGUUCGUCCCGGGGAGGCGAAUAUCGGAUAACAUUCUGCUAACUCAGGAAUUGAUGCAUAACUACCAUAGGCACUUUGGACCUCCCAGAUGCGCUUUUAAAGUAGAUAUUCAGAAAGCGUAUGAUACGGUUGACUGGGGAUUUCUUAAACAAGUUCUUUUGGGCUUUGGUUUCCAUCGAGUUAUGGUAGACUGGAUUCUGGUUUGUGUGUCUACUACUUCAUACUCGCACAUGGUUAGGAUUGAUUCUUCAUUUAGAUUCCAUAAUAAGUGUGAGAAACAAAAGAUUGUCAAUGGAGAGUUCAGCUUAUUAUUUCGGUUUUGUCAGCUAUGCAUGUCUACUGGUCUUCGGUCUUCGGUCUUCAUCUUACCGGCUCGGAUUAUUCAUGACUUAGAAGCAAAAAUGCGGAAUUUUCUUUGGUCUCAGGGCUCCUUUCAACGAGGAAAGGCUAAGGUUUCUUGGAAAUCUGUUUGUGUUCCUAAAAACGAAGGUGGGCUGGGUAUUAGAAGGAUUGGUGACGUGAACAAGGCUUUGAUGGUUUCUCAUGUUUGGAGUAUUCUUACGAAUCGGGAGUCUCUGUGGGUCGCUUGGAUUCACUCUUACAGGCUAAAGGGUAGAAAUUUUUGGGAAUGUAAGUCAGUUCCGAAUUGCUGCUGGAGUUGGAGAAAAUUAUUACAGUUGCGGCCGUUAAUUAGGAGUUUUUGUUGGUCCAAGCUAGGUAACGGAAGAGAUACAUCAGUUUGGUAUGACAAUUGGAGUGGUAUUAGUCCGUUGAGUUCUUUUCUAUCGUCCAGAACUAUCACAAGGGAGGGAUUCUCGUUACAAGCCACUGUUGCGGAUUUGUCGUCUAAUGGCUCUUGGUUAUGGCCUGCUGCAUGGAGAGACACCUACCCGGUUCUUAUUCAGCUUGAUCAGGUACAAAGAGAUGCUAAUAAUCAAGAUUGUUUGCUCUGGAAAGAUGGGGAUGAGGUUUGGGAGUUCAUUCGUGCAAAAGCUGGUAUGGAUAAUGUGGAAGCUAAAUGGAGUGCUAUUACAGAGUGGCUUCGUCAGCGUGCUAGGUCCAAGUCUGCUGACAACUUAGUAUGUCGAUUGCUUGUUGCUGCGUCGGCCUAUGUUAUUUGGCGAGAAAGAAACACUCGUUUUUUCAAAAACCAUGCUAGGCCACCGGAAAAUUUUUGUGACUCGAUUUGUGAUACCGUUCGAUACAGAUUGAUGGGGUUAAAGUUCAAGAAUACACCAAAAAUGCGGAGACUACUGCAGCGGUGGGAUACUCAUGGUGCUUUGGCUGUUGACGAUGGAGGUUGA
Molecule: messenger RNA, 4299 nt
Organism: Helianthus annuus (common sunflower)
Lineage: Eukaryota; Viridiplantae; Streptophyta; Magnoliopsida; Asterales; Asteraceae
Exons: 5
Coding region: 1-4299 (1432 amino acids)
Source: RefSeq, a predicted model, not a curated record